UUCUCAAUGACUGGACUGUGUGGGUACUCUGCUCCAGACAUGUGUGGCCUCAGACUCAUCAUGAUACCAGUUGAGCUGCUACUUUGCUACCUCCUGCUGCACCCUGUGGAUGCCACUUCAUAUGGAAAGCAGACAAAUGUCUUGAUGCACCUUCCCUUGUCCUUGGAAUCCCAGACACCCUCCUCAGACCCCUUGUCCUGCCAAUUUCUGCACCCAAAGUCACUGCCUGGUUUCAGCCACAUGGCCCCUCUACCCAAGUUCUUGGUAAGCCUGGCUCUAAGGAAUGCCCUGGAGGAAGCUGGUUGCCAGGCUGAUGUUUGGGCUCUACAGCUACAGCUCUACCGCCAGGGUGGUGUGAAUGCUACACAGGUCCUCAUCCAGCACCUUCGAGGGCUCCAGACAGGCAGAAGGACACAGAGGAACGUGUCAGUGGAAGCCCUGGCCUCUGCUCUGCAGCUGUUAGCCAGGGAGCAGCAAAGCACAGGAAGGGUCCGGCGCUCCCUCCCCACAGAGGACUGUGAGAAUGAGAAGGAGCAAGGUGUGCACAAUGUCAUCCAGCUGCUGCCAGGAGUGGGAACCUUCUACAACCUGGGCACAGCUUUGUAUUAUGCUACUCAAAACUGCCUGGGCAAGGCCAGGGAACGAGGCCGAGAUGGGGCCAUAGAUCUGGGAUAUGACCUUCUGAUGACCAUGGCCGGGAUGUCCGGGGGACCUAUGGGUCUAGCAAUCAGUGCUGCACUUAAACCUGCAUUAAGGUCUGGGGUUCAGCAGUUGAUCCAGUAUUACCAAGAUCAGAAAGACGCAAACAUCUCUCAGCCAGAGACCACCGAGGAGGGUUUGAGGGCCAUCUCAGAUGUGAGUGACUUGGAAGAAACAACUACCCUGGCUUCUUUCAUAUCAGAAGUAGUAAGUUCAGCUCCCUACUGGGAGUGGGCCAUAAUCAAGAGUUAUGACUUAGAUCCUGGGGCUGGGAGUCUUGGGAUAUAAAAGAAGGUGGUAACCACAGAACUAAUAAAUCUAAUA
Molecule: messenger RNA, 1023 nt
Organism: Piliocolobus tephrosceles (Ugandan red Colobus)
Lineage: Eukaryota; Metazoa; Chordata; Mammalia; Primates; Cercopithecidae
Gene: APOF
Product: apolipoprotein F
Exons: 2
Coding region: 7-987 (326 amino acids)
Biological process (GO): cholesterol metabolic process
Source: RefSeq, a predicted model, not a curated record